CUAAUUGUUGGGGGCAGUACACGAGGACUUGGGAAAGCGCUUGCUCGUGAAUUUUUGCUUUCCGGUGACAGGGUUGUAAUUACUUCACGCAGCCCUGAAUCCGUGGACACAACUGCCAAAGAAUUAGAAGAAAAUUUAAAUCAAGUUAAGAUCGCCACAGCUGGCUCAUCCAAAACAAAUUUGAGGCAUGCAAAAGUGACGGGAAUCACAUGUGAUGUUUCUAAACCUGAAGAUGUGCAGAAGUUGGCAAACUUUGCUGUCAAUGAACUUGGCUCUAUUGAUAUUUGGGUCAACAAUGCUGGGACGAACAAAGGUUUCAGACCAUUGCUGCAAUUUGAUGAUGAUGAUAUCCAACAGAUUGUGUCUACUAACUUGGUUGGAUCCAUCCUAUGCACUCGUGAAGCAAUGAAGAUUAUGAGCACCCAGAAUAAGGGUGGUCAUAUAUUCAACAUGGAUGGUGCAGGAUCUGGAGGAUCUAGCACCCCAUUGACAGCUGUCUAUGGCUCAACAAAAUGCGGUCUUAGGCAGCUUCAGUCGUCUCUUCUAAAGGAGAGCCGGCGGUCAAAAGUUGGAGUUCAUACAGCCUCACCGGGCAUGGUCCUGACUGACUUGCUAUUAAGUGGUUCGAGUGUACAAAACAAACAGAUGUUUAAUAUCAUCUGCGAGCUUCCAGAGACAGUUGCUAGAACUUUAGUUCCUCGAAUGCGAAUUGUAAAGGGAAGUGGGAAGGCCAUUAGCUAUUUGACUCCUCCACGGAUCUUACUUGCUCUGGUCACAGCAUGGGUGAGACGUGGCCGUUGGUUUGAUGAUCAGGGACGAGCACUUUACGCUGCAGAGGCAGAUAGACUUCGCAACUGGGCUGAAAGUCGAACCAGAUUUUCAUUUACCGAUGCCAUGGAGAUGUACACAGAAAAUACAUGGGUUUCUGUGUUUUCACUUUCAGUGGUUUGUGCAUUCAUCAUCCUAUCAAGUACAAGUAGCACAUUUCCCGGGACCUGAAAGCAAAAAAAUGCACUGUGAGUCCAGCAAUUUAGGAAAACAAGAGGCUCCCAGUAAAAAUAUUGGUAAAUACACAAGCAGCAGCAAAAGGGUGGACAAUUUUUCUCCCUGCAUCCUUGUUCAUUGACAUGCCAAUUCUUGAACGAUUUACGAGACUCAGAAGGUCUCUUAUUGGUGCGAGCUGCGCAUUUCUGUCUUAAUUGGGCCGUAGCUUUUCUCCAAACAGGAUCUUACAUAUAGUAUCUAUUCAUUUUAAAGAACAACUGUGUAUUUCUAGGAUGCUCAUAAAGAAUUAGGUCAUUGUCUGUUAAUUACAUUUUGUGAAGAAGUGCUCUUACAUGGUCUUUUGUCUCGAUGAAUUAAUCAUCAAGCGUGAUUCGAUAUA
Olea europaea var. sylvestris is the source of this 1384-nucleotide messenger RNA. Its product is annotated as probable chlorophyll(ide) b reductase NYC1, chloroplastic. The record is from RefSeq and is a predicted model, not a curated record. NCBI's taxonomy places the organism in Eukaryota, Viridiplantae, Streptophyta, Magnoliopsida, Lamiales, Oleaceae. Gene Ontology annotation, molecular function: chlorophyll(ide) b reductase activity. The annotation marks the transcript as partial. Gene Ontology annotation, biological process: PSII associated light-harvesting complex II catabolic process; chlorophyll catabolic process. The transcript has 7 exons.